CACUACGACACGGAGAGCUGUGGAUGGGGAGCAGAGGAGGCGGCUUUAAGACGUUUGACUCUAUUUGGAAUUGUCUGGAUCACAGAUGAACAAAGUUUUUUUUUUCUUUUCUCCUUCUUCUCUGUUCUUACUCACUCGGCAGCUCACUGGCGCGCUGCGUCCUCAGAGAGCCCAGAGCAGGAUGGGUGCUCUCCUUACGCACGGCAUGUUCUUAUGGAUUUUGUUCUGUGCGGGAAUAACAGCAGUCUGCGGUUCAAAUGUGUGCACUUCCAGAGGAGCCAGCACAUGUAAGCAGUGUCUGGCUGUUCACCCAAGCUGCGCAUGGUGCUUCCAAGAGGACUUUGGCCAAGGGGUCGCCGACUCAUCCCGCUGUGAUCUGAAGGCCAACCUGGUGGCAGCAGGAUGCGCAACAUCAGCUCUGGAGUCUCCAACCAGCAAACUGCAGGUGAUCGAGGACCGGCCGCUCAGCAACAAGGCGGCAGGAGCAGCACAGGUCACUCAGAUAAAACCACAGAAACUGCACAUCACCCUCAGGCCAGAUGAUGCCAAGCGCUUCACAGUGAAGGUGCGUCAAGUGGAGGACUACCCCGUCGAUCUGUACUACCUCAUGGAUCUCUCCUACUCCAUGAAUGAUGACCUCUUCCGCCUGAGGACGCUGGGCAGAGGCCUGGCCGAGGCCAUGAACCGAACCACCAGCAACCUGCGCAUGGGCUUUGGUGCGUUUGUGGACAAGCCGCUCUCGCCUUAUAUGUACAUUUCACCCAAAGAGGCUGUGAAGAACCCCUGCUACAGCAUUAAUACCACCUGCUUACCUCAGUUUGGCUACAAACACGUUCUCUCUCUGACGGAGGAGGUCGGUCGCUUCACAGAAGAAGUAAAGAAGCAGAUGGUGUCCAGGAACCGAGAUGCCCCCGAGGGAGGCUUUGAUGCCAUCAUCCAGGCUGCUGUGUGCAAGGAGCAGAUUGGCUGGCGACCUGGUGCAUCCCACCUCCUCAUCUUCACCUCAGACGCUAAGACUCACGUCGCUCUGGACGGUCGUCUGGCUGGAAUCGUGCAGCCGAAUGACGGACGGUGUCACCUCAGCUCUGACAACAUGUACAGCAUGUCGACCACCAUGGAUUACCCAUCUCUUGCUCUCAUCACAGAGAAAAUGUCGGAGAACAACAUCAACCUCAUCUUUGCAGUCACCAACCCUGUGGUUCCUCUCUACCAGAACUACAGUGAGCUGAUUCCUGGCACCACAGUGGGAACUCUGUCCAACGACUCGGGCAACGUUAUUCAGCUCAUUCUGAAGGCCUAUGCUAAAAUCCGUUCCAAGGUGGAGCUGGAGCUUCAGGAUGUUCCAGAGGAGCUGUCUCUGUCCUUUAAUGCCACUUGCCUGAAUGGAGAGCUCAUCCCAGGCCUCAAGUCCUGCUCUGGCCUCAAAAUAGGAGAUACGGUCUCCUUCAGUGUGGAGGCUCGUGCUCGCGGUUGCCCCAAACAAAAAAAGAAAACCUUUGUCAUCAAACCCGUGGGCUUCAAGGACUCCCUCUCCAUCACCGUCACCUUCGAGUGCGACUGCAAGUGCCAGGCCAAAGCUCAGCCCAGCAGCCCCAAAUGCAGCCAAGGCAACGGCACCUAUGAGUGUGGGAUCUGCCAGUGCUACCCGGGUCGCCUCGGGCCGCACUGCGAGUGUGCAGAGGGCGACUAUAAUCCCACCGAGCAGGACCGCUGCAGCGGACCUGCAGGCACCGGAGGGCCUCAGUCAGCGAUCUGCAGCGGAAGAGGAGACUGUGUGUGUGGCCAGUGUGUCUGCCACAGCAGCGACUUUGGAAAAGUCUGGGGGAAACUGUGCGAGUGUGACGACUUCAACUGUCUGCGCUACAAAGGAGAACUCUGCUCAGGUCACGGUGUCUGUAACUGUGGCUUCUGCCAGUGUGCACCCGACUGGCAGGGUGAGAACUGUAACUGCUCCAGACGGACUGACACCUGUAUGUCCAACCUGGGUCUGCUGUGCAGCGGGAGAGGCCAGUGUAUCUGUGGGGCCUGUGAAUGCACACAACCAGGAGCCUACGGGGCAACAUGUGACAAGUGCCCCACCUGCCCCGACGCCUGCACCAUGAAGAAAGAGUGUGUGGAGUGUAAGCACUUCAAGAGAGGCAGGCUGUUUGAGGACAACACCUGCUCCCGAAUCUGCAAGGAUGAGAUCAUGCUUGUGGAUGAAUUAGUGCUCCACGACACAAAUGCUGUGAACUGCACUUACAAGGACGAGGAUGACUGUGUUGAACGUUUCCAGUACUACGAGGAUGCCAGUGGCAAAUCCAUCCUGUUUGUUGUCAAAGAGCCAGACUGCCCCAAGGGUCCAGACAUUUUGGUGGUACUUCUGUCGGUGGCAGGAGCCAUCUUGUUCCUCGGCCUGGCGGCUCUGCUUAUCUGGAAGCUGCUGGUUACCAUCCAUGACAGGCGGGAGUUUGCCAAGUUUGAGGAAGAACGUGCUCGCGCCAAGUGGGACACAGGGCACAAUCCUCUUUACAAAGGAGCCACAUCUACCUUCACAAACAUCACAUACAGAGGAAAAGACUGAUGCUACUGAACAAAGACGAAAGGAUGAAAUAAUGGACUUUUAAGCAUCCUUUGUGAGAAGGCAACGAAUCAUGUGCAGGCUUCUACUGUCACAAGACAAUAAUUAAUAAUUAUUUGUUUGUAAAUAUGUAGAAAUGAUUCCGAGGACACCUUUUAUCAGGGAUUUUGUCAUAAGCACCCACCAAUACUACACUGACAAAUACUGUUUUUGUGUGAUUGACUGAGAUUCGUUUUGUUGUGCAGGUCAGAAUAAAGGUUUGGUUCACCCCAA
Acanthochromis polyacanthus (spiny chromis) is the source of this 2833-nucleotide messenger RNA. RefSeq names its product integrin beta 3b (gene itgb3b). The transcript is spliced from 15 exons. Gene Ontology annotation, biological process: cell migration; cell-matrix adhesion; integrin-mediated signaling pathway. NCBI's taxonomy places the organism in Eukaryota, Metazoa, Chordata, Actinopteri, Pomacentridae. The record is from RefSeq and is a predicted model, not a curated record. Bases 86 to 2563 code for a protein of 825 amino acids. Gene Ontology annotation, cellular component: focal adhesion; integrin complex; cell surface. Gene Ontology annotation, molecular function: fibrinogen binding; integrin binding; fibronectin binding.